This is a messenger RNA of Spirometra erinaceieuropaei, 1077 nucleotides long. The record is from the annotation of a GenBank genome assembly. Lineage: Eukaryota; Metazoa; Platyhelminthes; Cestoda; Diphyllobothriidea; Diphyllobothriidae.
AUGAGCCCUUUUGAAUUUUUCCAACAAACUUUCUUCACUUUUGCGGGAGAGACCUAUGAACAAAUCAAGGGAACCCCAAUGGGCUCACCGGUCUCCGGUUUGGUGGCAGAACUGGUCCUACAGGAGUUGGAAAAGAUUGCCUUCCUCCAACAUGAACCGGUGUUUUGGCGACGUUACGUUGACGACACGUUUGUCAUCGUAAAGAAGGACAUGCUGCAACAUUUUCACAGCCUGCUCAACGCAGUCUUCCCGAAUAUAAAAUUCACGAGAGAAGAAGAACAGGAGCAGCAGUUGCCCUUCCUGGAUGUGCUCGUCAGACGAAACCUUAACGGUGAACUUGAAACGACGGUUUAUAGGAAGGCAACGAACACCACACAGCUUCUCAGUUUUUACAGCAACCAUCCGGUGGCUCACAAACGAAGCUGUGUGAAGACGCUCUUCAAACGGAUCCAAACUCAUUGCAGCAAGCUGGAAGAUAGAGCGCGUGAGGCCCGUUAUCUCCGCGACCAGUUUGUGCAAAAUGGCUAUCCGAGGGCAGUAAUAAGUCGCUGCCUACGCGGUCACCACCAGAGAACUCAAACAUCAACGCCACCGACGAUAUGGCAUUCUCUGCCAUACAUCAAGGGUGUUUCAGAAGCGACCGAGCGCACUGCUGCGGAGCUAGGGGUUGGAAUUGCACACCGCCCCAAAGCCACCAUGCGCAACAGGGUCAUGAAAAUCAAAGACCGGUUAAAACCUGAAGAGCAAUCUGGAGUAGUGUAUCGCAUUCCGUGUCAAAAUUGUCCUUGUAACUACACAGGACAGACUGGACGCAUGCUCGGAUCGCGCAGACAUGAACAUAAGCUGGCUGUACGGCGAGGCGACGCACUAUCACAAGUGGCCGUCCACACCUACGAAAUGGGUCACGAGUUUGACUUCGCAGCCACCAAAAUAGUCGCCCACGCCGGAAACAAAACAGGCCGAGAAUUGAUUGAAGCCUGGGCCUCGAAUGAGAACUCGGUCAAUCGAUUUAUCGAUCUGGCGCCGGCGUACAGAGCCCCUCGUAGUCACCUCCAGUCAUGCGACAUCGGUCGAUGA